AUGAAGAAGAAUACAGCUCAAGCAGUGAUGAAAGAAAUUUUGUGCUGACAGCGGUGUUUUCGCAUAUUUUCCAUCGAAGUCCAAAGGUCAAGGGGUCUUUUACGUGCACAUGGAUUUCUUAUCGAAGACGGACAUUUUAAAUAACCGGUCAUCUGUGCAAAUGCAAGUUUUAUCAAUCAGUUGUUGUGGGCGGGUUGGUUAAGCGUGCACGGUUAUUCAUUCAGCGAUGAUUCCCGUUCAGUGGAAAUUUAUAUCCGCCUUCUUUUACCUGUUUUGACAAUAUCCAUUGUGUCUAAUUUUGACUAUAGCCAGGUCUUGAUGACACGAGAAAUGUUUUUGUUGGUAUACAAUGAUGUCUUGUUACCGAUAAUAAGAAAUACAUUUUUGUUAUGUUUAGUAUAUAAGAUAGUUUAUUAUCGGUUUAUGGCCUACCAGGAGCAAAGAGUAUUGUAUAAGUCUUGUCAUCAAAAGUCCCUAACGUAACAAAAUAUAUUGAUACUAAGAAAAGUCUUAUUAAUUUCUGAAAACAAGGGGCAUGAAAAAGAAAUGGAAUUUAAUGGAACGGUUUUGAAUGGUAGAAAGUUAUUGUCGGAAAGCACGAAUGUAAAUUGUGCAGCGAGUGAAACGAUGAACAAUAGCGAUUUUAGUCACUGGCAUGGCGUCACACUAGUGAUAAAUCUGUACAUACCACCGAUUUUAAUAACUGUUGGUGUUUUAUUUAAUGUGUGUAUUAUAUUCGUUAUGAAUAGUCCAACAUUUAAAACAAUAUCAACUUCAUAUUUUAUGAUCACAUUAGCUGUUAAUGAUGCCAUGAGUCUGUGCAUUUCUUUGACAGCUCAUUGGUUACAUGUGAAUUUUCCCGAAACAAUUGUACGUACACAAUACUCCCACAUUAUGUGUCGUUUUUUCGAUUCUUACGGCUGGGGAAAUUGUGAUUUUGCUAUAAUACUUGUAGCGGCAAUGACUGCAGAUAGAAGUUAUGCCAUCCUCUAUCCUCUGAAAUGUCACACCAAACGAACACCAAGACGACUCAAGAUAGAAAUUGCUUUACUGGUUUUGGUUGUAGUUGCUAAAGAUGUUCACUUCUGGUUCGUGUCGGAUAUUGUACCAUUAGGGAGAGAUGAACGAUUGUGCGAAGUGCCAGUUCUGAAACUAACUAGCAGCUAUCGCUAUUUCUAUGAAGAUAUCUGGCCCUGGAUUCAUAUUACGUUUAUUGGUUGUUGUUUUGUGGUGAUUUUCGUGAGUAAUAUUGUUAUUAUAUUUAGUGUAAAGAAAUCAUCAAGGAAUAAAUCAAUAGUGAAUGGUCGAAAUUCAACGAUAAAAGAAUAUCCAACAGGAAGUAAAAAAUACCGAAAAGGAAGUAAAAACAUACGAAUAUCUCCCCGAAGUGCUCAAUUACGUCAAAUAGCUGUGAUGCUCCUUUGCAGUUCGUGUGUGCAACUUUUGCUUACUUUUCCAUUCUCUGUGCAUAUUGCCAUAGCUGAUAAAAUGGUGGAGUUAACUUGUAAUCCUAAUCAACAAUCGAUCAAUGGCUUUGUGUUCUCGGCAACAUUUUAUAUGCUCUAUUCAAAUAAGUGUGUUAAUUUCAUCAUAUUCACGUGCAGUGGAACGCGUUUUCGAAGAACGUGGCAGAAUAAACUAAACCAAUUCAUCUGUAGAAGGAAAUUUAAAUCACUCCAAAUAAAUCAUUCGACUAAGAACCCUAUUUCCGCACUAUCAUAUCCUACAGUGUCAUCAGAAAUUUUAGAAUCUACGAGAUUAUGAUUGUCAAUCAUCUGGAAUUUAGAUAACCUUAGUAAGGAUGGAAAUAGUUUUAAUGAGACAGUGACAUAUUUGACCUAAAAAUGAAUGUACAAUCGGGGAGGGGUCCUUACCAAGGAUAGCUGACCGAGUAGAAACCCUUGGUGAUACUAUAUUUUAAGAGGAUCUCUAACGCAGCAAUUUCCAGUUUUAAUAUUUAUUUCAAUUUUUUGUUUUGUUGAAUAUUUCGUUUGUUAUUUGCUGUUUUUAUUAUCAUAUUUAUCAUAACCGCUUUUCCCAUCAUUAUCAUCAACCAAACCAACCAUUAAUAUUGUGAUAUUCAAUACCUGUCUUUAAAGCCCCCAUCACACCAAAUAAGUUUUUAAAAACGCCCUACCCCGUCCUAGAAAAUCGUAAAACGGGUUGUGGUCAGGGAGAAAUUUGAAAAUAAUGUCUAAACUACGAUCCUAGGUGGUCCAUAAACAAUCUUCGAUAUCUCGUCUGCACCCCCUCCACAGUCAGUUCAUAUCAAGUUCAGAUCGAGUAAAUUUGCCAUUUCCAAGCAGUCCAAGCCCGUCCAUAGUAAGUUUAAACCAGUUCGUAACUAGUUAUACCAUGUUCCCAAUAAGUCCGUAAUUGGUUUUAUCUAGGUCUAACUAGUUUGGUGGGGUUGGAUGGCCGAAUGGUUAGCACGUGCGCGCUGUAUCAUAAGGUCUGUCAUUGAGUCAGCUAGCGUGGUUUCGAUUCCCCGGUUGUACGUGACAAGGAGUAGGGUCGCCUGUCCGACUCGUGGGUUUUCUCCGGGUCCGCCGGUUUCUUCCCACUUCUAAAGACCCCUACAUACAAGCGAAUUGUUGAAAUAAAAUUGAACCAUAUGUUAGUCCCGAAAUGAUCUAGUUAGUUUCGAUUGGACGUUAAACCCCAUUUCUCUCUAUCCCUCUAACUAGUUUGUAACCCAAUCACCCAGUUCAGAGACAGUUCAACUGGUCUCUGUCUCGUUCUUAGUGCGUUCGAAUGCAUUCCUAUUGUGUGUGCAAUCCUCUCCUGGCUUGAGGGCUGUACAAAUCCAUCGCGUUCUUCCCGUUCAUCGCGUUCUUCCCCGUUCAUCGCGUUCUUCCCGUUCAACGCUCCCAUGACACCAAACUAGUUCUGACUACGUUCUGGAAAAUGUUACCAAACAGACGCAAGAUGUGCAUGAACGGAAUGAACGUGGUAGCAAUUGUUUACGGUCUGUUUACGAACUUUGUGGACGGGCUCGGAUGCCCCAGAAAUUUGAGUCUGAUGUUGAAAAUGUUCCCCGUCCUGCAAUUAGACGGAGGGGCAACGUACUUAAAACGAGUGAACGCACUUAAACCUGAAUUGACGUACUAGUUUUUCUUAUUGUGUAUCAUAUAUUUUUACUAGUAUUAAAUUUGUAGGGUCGUGUUACUUAUUCAUUUGUUGGAAAUUGAAACCAUGGUUAUUUAGCCGUUUUUGCUUAAUUUAAAAACGCAUAAUUUAUACUUAAUUACCUUUUAGUGUAUCUGCAUGCAAUUAUAAAACCUCUCAUAUUUGAAUAUAUUAUUGGUGUG
This is a messenger RNA of Patella vulgata (common limpet), 3311 nucleotides long. Its product is annotated as alpha-1A adrenergic receptor. Bases 547 to 1764 code for a protein of 405 amino acids. The record is from RefSeq and is a predicted model, not a curated record. Gene Ontology annotation, molecular function: G protein-coupled receptor activity. NCBI's taxonomy places the organism in Eukaryota, Metazoa, Mollusca, Gastropoda, Patellidae. Gene Ontology annotation, biological process: G protein-coupled receptor signaling pathway. Gene Ontology annotation, cellular component: plasma membrane. The transcript has 2 exons.